CAGACGUUAACAUAACUCCAAAGUAGGUCGAUGUUUUCGGUGGCCGUUAACUUUUUUAUUUGUUCGAGUUAAUGCAAAACAGCAAAUAAUUGCACGAGGAAACGUAAUAUUAAAUACUAAGGAUUAUUAUUAAAGCAAACAAAAACAAAGAUUAUGGAUUUAUCUAUGUAUGGCGAAAAUUUGAAUUUCAGCAGUUCUGAUGAAAUAAGCUCUGAUGAAGAAAGCGGAAAUAUAAAAGAAGUCUAUGAACAAAGUUUGAGUAUCAUUGAAAAUAAUUGUUUACCUACACGUGAUAUUGUUUAUGAAGGAAAAAAAAAAUUAAUUUAUCAUUGUAAUUCGCAUGAAGAAGCAUUAAACUGUGUGAAAAAAUAUGAGUUAGCAACUACAACAAGAUUUGUUGUCUAUAGUGUAACCAAGGACUUUGGAAUAACAGAAAUGAUUGCAAAAAAUCAUAAUGUUCUAUGGGAAGAUUAUGCCAUUCAGUAUUCAGGCAUACCUCAUAUGGUUGUUGGUCACAAAAUUUUAGAUUGUCAUCAUGGUUUUGAUAGGAAUAUUUCAGCAAAAAAUAGUUAUAAAAAAAAUAAAAAAAAUGCUAAGAUGGAUGAUCACAGCUUUCAGAAAAAUUAUGUGAUUCUGCAAGAUACAAAAAAGUUUAUGUGUCCUGCAAAGAUAGUUAUGAGAGAAAUAUUACAAUUUCCUGAUUUCAAGAUACCUAAGCAUUCAGCUUGGCACAAAAAAAAAGCAUCAAAACUAUUGAAAGAAAAAUUAAAAUUGUCAUGUUUAAAUGAAGUACCUUAUAUUCGGAAAGUUGUUGUAGCUAUUGAUGAUUUAUCAUGUCAUGAUAAACACCCUAUUGGAAAGGUAGAACUAAUUUCUCAAAUAAUGGAUCCUCAUAUUUCAAAAAAGAUUGAAGAAUAUGUUAUAGAAGGAAUAUACAAUAUAAGGGAAAUGAAGCACCUCCUUCGUUUGACAGUAAAAGAUACUUUUGGAAAUGAAAAUCUUCCUCCUUCGAAUAGCAGAAGAUUCUAUCCCAACACUGCAACCAUAAGAUCACAUAUAGUAAAAAUUAAAAAAAAGUUAUGGUAA
Molecule: messenger RNA, 1086 nt
Organism: Hydra vulgaris (swiftwater hydra)
Lineage: Eukaryota; Metazoa; Cnidaria; Hydrozoa; Anthoathecata; Hydridae
Molecular function (GO): zinc ion binding; DNA-binding transcription factor activity
Source: RefSeq, a predicted model, not a curated record